Cavia porcellus (domestic guinea pig) is the source of this 936-nucleotide messenger RNA. Its product is annotated as olfactory receptor 51B4. Gene Ontology annotation, biological process: G protein-coupled receptor signaling pathway. The record is from RefSeq and is a predicted model, not a curated record. Gene Ontology annotation, cellular component: plasma membrane. Bases 1 to 936 code for a protein of 311 amino acids. Lineage: Eukaryota; Metazoa; Chordata; Mammalia; Rodentia; Caviidae. The transcript has a single exon. Gene Ontology annotation, molecular function: G protein-coupled receptor activity; olfactory receptor activity.
AUGUGGGCCAACAACAGUGCUGCUCCUUUCUUGCUGACUGGCUUUCUGGGCUCAGAAGAAAUUCACCGCUGGAUUUCCAUCCCUUUCUUUGCCAUCUACUUCUUCAUUCUUUCAGGCAAUGGCACCCUUCUCUUCCUCAUUUGGAAUGACCACAGCCUCCACGAGCCCAUGUACUACUUCCUGGCUGUGCUGGCAGGUACAGAUCUUGGGAUGACACUAACCACAGUGCCCACGGUCAUGGGUGUCCUGUUACUUGAUCAAAGAGGAAUUGCCCAGGGUGAUUGUUUCACUCAGGCCUAUUUCAUUCACUCCCUUUCCAUUGUGGAAUCAGGUGUCUUGCUUGCCAUGGCCUAUGACCGUUUCAUUGCCAUCUGUGCCCCUCUGAGGUACAACUCCAUUCUUACCAAUUCCAGGGUGAUGAAGAUAGGACUGGGCGUUCUGUUGAGGGGCUUUGUUUCCACUGUGCCCCCAAUUCUGCCACUCUACUGGUUCCCCUAUUGUCAUUCUCACGUUCUUUCCCAUGCCUUUUGCCUCCACCAGGAUGUCAUGAAACUUGCCUGUGCAGAUAUUACUUUUAAUCGCUUAUACCCGGUUGUUCUGGUUGCUUUCACUUUCUUUCUGGACGCUUUUAUCAUUUUCUUUUCUUAUGUGCUAAUUCUUAAGACAGUGAUGGGCAUCGCCUCUGGAGAGGAGCGAGCUAAGGCCCUCAACACUUGUGUCUCGCAUAUCAGCUGUGUCCUGGUGUUCUACCUCACUGUGAUUAGCCUGACCUUCAUCCACAGGUUUGGGAAACACGCCCCCCAUGUGGUCCAUAUUACCAUGAGCUACGUCUACUUUCUCUUUCCUCCAUUCAUGAACCCCAUUAUAUAUAGCAUCAAGACUAAGCAGGUUCAAAGAAGUAUCGUUCAUCUUUUCUCUGUGUACAACAGGGCUUGA